This is a messenger RNA of Cynoglossus semilaevis (tongue sole), 4368 nucleotides long. RefSeq names its product activated leukocyte cell adhesion molecule a (gene alcama). Bases 244 to 2292 code for a protein of 682 amino acids. The record is from RefSeq and is a predicted model, not a curated record. Gene Ontology annotation, cellular component: plasma membrane; cell-cell junction. Gene Ontology annotation, molecular function: cell adhesion molecule binding. Lineage: Eukaryota; Metazoa; Chordata; Actinopteri; Pleuronectiformes; Cynoglossidae. Gene Ontology annotation, biological process: cell-cell adhesion. The transcript has 16 exons.
UUAUUAAGAGAAGAGGACCAAAACACACAUCUGUCUACAUCUGUACACGCCACCAGAUUAGCUUCAUUGAAGCAACAUUAGGGCACCUGACUCAUUAAAAAUAUUAUUGACAAUACCACAAUUGGCAAAAAUAUUAGUGGAAAUUCCAUUUCAACUUCCCCGGUGACGAGAUGUUGCUUUGCCACCAAUCGUAACAAACACGCACUUUCGGUUUCGGUUUCUCUGCACUCUGUGCGGACCGUCAUGUGGAAGAAUGAAUGGACACAUUUUCGACAGCACCUUAGGGCCACAUAUAAUCGAAAAAGCCCCUUGGAGCCUCCUCCUGUUCCAACCCAACCUCCCCCGCAACCUCCUCCUCCUCUUUCUCCUCCUUCCUUCGCUGUGUGUCACCUGCGCUCCCUCCCUUUCUCUCACACACUCUCUCUGAGGCGGACUCGACUCAACACACUCCCAGAUAGGGACUCUUCAGACACGUUUCGGACUUCCCACUGCUGCCUCCCCAACCUUGGCGACGCCUCCACUGGCCGUUAUCCCCCUUACAACUCAUUGACGGCGGCUCCACUGCUCCUCCGUAGACGCUCCUUAGACCCUCCGAGCUACUUUACUAGGAUGACUCCGGCUCUUUUCCUGUUGCUGGCUCUCAUGAGCGCCGGGACGCUCGUUCAAGUGCAUGCCACAGGCAGAGUGACGGCUCUGUACGGAGAUAUCAUCGUUAUACCGUGCAAUGACGGAGCUUCAGUACCAGAAGAUUUGAUGUUUAUCAAGUGGAAAUAUGAGAAAGAUGACGGCACUCCUGGGGAUCUGUUGAUCAAACAGGUCCGCGUUGACCAGCCCACAAUUCAGGCCACUGACGAUUACGCCGGACGGAUCAGCACCGACGAGAAGUCCAACCUGCUCAUCUCCCUGGCCUCUCUGGAAGACCAGAGGACCUUCACCUGUAUGGUGGUGUCUGACACCAAUCUGCAGGAGUUUCCUGUGACUGUGGUGGUUUACAAGAAGCCAUCAUCAGUACAGAUUCUUGACAAGGCUGAAGCGUUGCAGAAAGACAAGCCGACCAUGGUGGGAACAUGUUUGGCCACAGAUUCAAACCCUGCAGCUGCACUCACAUGGAAAAAAAAUGGUCAUCCCCUGGUCGCUGAUGGGAAAGCUGUUGUGAUCACCUCCAGCAUUAAGCUGGAUCCAGCCACGGGUCUGUCCACCGCCUCCUCCAUGCUGCAGUAUGUUGCCACCAAGGAUGACGCCGGAGCGGUGUUUUCCUGUCAUUCCCAGCAUGAGCUAAAGAACGAGACGACGACGCUCGAACCCAUCCCCAUUCACUACCCGUCAGAGAAGGUUAGUCUUCAGAUUAUGCCCAGGAGGCCCAUCGUGGAAGGAGAUAACGUGACGUUGAAAUGCCAAGCUGAUGGAAACCCUCCACCCAGCUCCUUCUACUUUCAUAUUAAGGGGCAGAAAAUACUCGUGGAAAAUACGGACACCUACACUCUGGCAUACAUCAAAAGAGACGCAGCGGGUGAAUACAAAUGCUCUCUGACCAACAACGAGAAACUGGAGGCCUCUGAAACCAUUGCUGUUGGCUACCUGGACCUGAGUCUGAGUCCCACUGGGAAGGUGGUGAAGAAAGUUGGUGACACCUUAACUGUGAAGAUGGAAAAAAGCACUUCUGGUGAUGCCAAAGUGUCAUGGACAAAGAACGGGAAGUCAGUGAAGGAGCCAAAGUUCAGCAAGUUGACCUUCGCAGAUGCCGGACUCUACCUCUGUGAGGUUACCAUGGUGGACAUCGCACGACGUCAGAGCUUUGAGCUCGUCGUAGAAGGAAAGCCUGUGAUCACCAGUCUGACCAAACGCCGUGCUGAUGAUGCCAAGCACGAGGUUCUGACCUGUGAGGCUGAAGGAGUUCCAGAGCCCAGCUUCCAGUGGAGCGUUAACAGCACGCAUGAGCGGAGCUCCUACGUCAACGGCAAGGCCACACAUAUAAUCACCGUGGUGCCAAAAGUGAACCUGACUGUGAGCUGCAGUGUCAGCAACAGGCUGGGUGAUGAUGUCAUGACCAUCAACGUUUCCUCUGUUUUUAUGGAGGAGAAAGAAGAGAAAGGCUCUCUGGAGGACUCAGACGACCAGGCCAAGCUCAUAGUGGGUGUCGUGGCAGGGCUCCUGAUCGCUGCAGCAGUGGUGGGACUCAUCUACUGGCUCUACAUGAAGAAUUCAAGACAAGGCAGCUGGAAGACUGGGGAGAAGGAGGUGGGCACAUCUGAGGAGAGCAAGAAACUAGAGGAGAACAAUCACACCGUUUAAAGUUUAUCCGGGCUGCACUAUGUGGGACCAAAGAGGAGCUGCCGAGAGCCGUCUGGCGACAUCAAACUUCCGUCGUUGGCGGCCGACGUGCUUCACCCGGCUCCACAUGCGCAGCAACAGUCCGAGUGGUUUCCCACCACAUCCUGCUCAGAGCCUGCUGUCCCAUCUCGCUGUUCGACGUCCAUGUUGAAGCUGCCUCGUGUUACUGUGUUCUUCUGUUCCUCCGUGUUCCUGGUGAAUGCUCCCUCUCUUCUGUUUGAGCGUUUCUGUCAGGCGGUGUGUGGUGGGCUUUGUUUUCUUUUUGUUUUUUGCCACUUAAUUUGACAGCUUUUUUCCCCACUCUUUCUGUUGUGUUUUCUUCCUCUUCAAAGAAUGUAAAUUCCCUGUACACUUUUUAAGGCCUGUAUAACGAUAAAACAUGAAAUACAUAUGUGUGUGCCCUGGCUGAGCAUGCCAAUGUUUAUUUUUAGUUUCUUCUCCUUUCUUUGGGAUUCUUUUUCUUCCGUUUGCGCUGUGUGUGGAAAAGCCUGUGGCUGUGCUGAGAAAAGACACUUCACUGCUGUUCAGGACAUCCCUGUGAAACGGUCCAUAAACUUUUCAGAAAAUAAACCUCAGCAUCUCUCCGCCUCCUGACCAUCGUCCACCGAGUUGGAAACACUGGAAUCUUUGUAUUUAAGUCCACACUUUAUGUCACCGUCAUCAAGUAUUUCCACGUUCACGCGUAACUACAACCAUAGAAUACAGAGCGAAGGAUUAGUGUAGACGUUGAGUGGACGUCAGCCGGUGGAGCAGUGUGUCACACCCAGCCACACAUAAUGUUUUUGUAAGCGGCGGUAAUUUUCUCGUCUUCAGCUCUUUUCACUUUCUCUUAGUCUCCAGAGAGACUUUCUAAUUCCCCCCCUUGUUGUGAAGAAUUUUCUUUGUAAUGGCUAAAAGGAACAAAAAGGCAAUAAGUCAUCAGAAAAGUGCAACUUUGGAGAAAUGUUAAAGUUGUGUUUUUUGGCCGCUUGUGUUCUCCUGUGGUUCUGUUGUCUCUGCCUGUGUGACCUACGCUCACUAUACCUUCAUGUCCAGGCUGACACUACAAGUUUUUACUGUUUUUAUUUCUCACAUUCUUAAAGAGCUUUACCGAGGUCUGAAUGUUUUGGGUUUUUUUGUUUUUGUUUUUUUGUGUUCACGGUGUAUUUAUAUUCUGCAUGUAACCUACCUGGAUGGUUCUGCACAAAGAUGUGUUUGUGUUUUUAAUUUUAAUUUUUUUUUUUUUUGGAAGUGGUGCCUGGCUGCUGCGUCGUACAUAGGAGAGUGAUUUAAGCGUGACUUAGCACGAUGAGCGACUUGGCUCACUGUCUGCUGUAAUGUUGUCAUAAUACUUUUUUUGUUUGUCUGUUUGUUUGGUUUUCGUGGCUCAGUGGUUUGAAGGAUAGCUCAAAUUGAAGACGGUAGUUGCAACAGAGGUGCUUAAAGAUGACAGCUCCCUGAGUUCACGUGGUUCCGCCACGGUCCGUGAUGCAGCAUCACAACAUGCAGGUGACCAAAGAAACAGUUGACAAGAUCAACUCAGAGGAAUCUUAGCAAACUUAAUUCAUGUUAAUAGUCUGUUCAGUUAACUUCAUUUAAAUGCACUUGAUGCAUAUUGAUGCAAAUUAUUCAUCAUCUUUAAUUCAUUUAAUCACUUAAAAAUAAAAAAAAUAACCAUCUGGCUCCAGCCCUCUUUGGUUAACAAAGUUAGCAGAGACACAACACCGAUCUGAUGGUCAAGCUCCAAACUGAAACGAAAAGGUGACGUUCCAUUCGCUCUAUUUUUAGAGUACUUGGCAGAACUGGCGGCUAAUGUAGCAAAGCUCACAGCUCAGCAUCGUGGUGAGGGGCUGCCAUUUUUAAGCACCUGUUCAAUGGUUUGUAGUUUUGUUUUGUUUUUGUUUUUUUGUCUUCAUGCCUUUUGUUUGUUGUUAAAUGAUCAGGUCAGCAGUGAAACCAAAGAGGGUAAAGAUGAGAAGGCCAUAGCAGUGUUGUAAAUACACACUUUUGUUUUUUGUACUGUUGUUGACAAUAAAGUGUACAUUUUGAAAAAAAUAA